Molecule: messenger RNA, 660 nt
Organism: Sitophilus oryzae (rice weevil)
Lineage: Eukaryota; Metazoa; Arthropoda; Insecta; Coleoptera; Curculionidae
Product: farnesol dehydrogenase-like
Molecular function (GO): oxidoreductase activity
Source: RefSeq, a predicted model, not a curated record
CUUAUCUAUCUGCUAACAUAUUUCUAAAAUCAUAUAUUUGAAAAUACUGACGGGAAAUGACUAUAGAUAUAUCACAUAGAAUGCUAAUUAGGUACAUAUCACGAUGUUUAAUUAUUUGUAUUUCCAUCGGUCUAGAUUACACACAUCACGAUGACUAUAAAUUUGAAUGAAAAUAUAUAUAGUAUAAAAUAAUCUGACCUUGCUGCAGUUGAUUUAGGAAUUCCGUUUCGUGAGUUUGAUAAACAAUAUCUGGUCUGUUUGGAAUAUUAGAGUCCGUGUUUCAUUUUAAAAUUGUUGUUAUAGAAAUCAUUGCCAUGGUUCUUUCUUUAGAAAGAUUUCAAGGUAAAGUAGCUGUAGUUACUGGAGCAUCUGCAGGAAUAGGCAAGGCUAUAGUCGAAGAUUUGGUCAAGAAUGGAAUUGUUGUAGCUGGUUUGGAUAUCAGACCAGAGCGUUUGCCAGAAAUUGCUCAAGCACUGAGUAAGGAAAAAGGCCAAUUACACGGAUUCAAAUGCGAUAUGAGAAAAGAAGCUGAAAUCAAAUCAACAAUUCAAGAAGUCAUUAAGAAAUUGGGAAAUAUCCAUAUUCUUGUCAACAACGCUGGUGUGCUUCAGUCUACAGAUCUAAUUAAUGGAGAUACAGAAAAAUGGAAAAUUACCAUUG